GUGCACCUGCAAUUAGUCGCGUCCUUCCUCUCGAGCAGUCAGCAGCAGCCAUGAGGAUAGUGCUCUUGUCCCUGUUGGUCGGCGCCGCCGUGGCGCUGCAGCCGCACAUGCCCGCCGACGUGGCGUCCAACGAGGUCCUGCAGAGACAGAUGGCCGGAGACUCGCUGCUCUCGGACAUCAUGAACCAGUGUUUCCACAGCCUCAACCUCGAGUCCAUGACCUGCAUGCGCGUCCGAGUGCUCAUGUACAUGAAUCAGCUCCUUGGGUCGAACCAGGGCCGUCAGCCGCAGUUCCACCCACACAUGCUCGAGCGCAAGGACAACGGCCCCAUCCCCGACGCCGUGCCCCGCGACGAGGACUCGAUGACCUCUGACGACAAAAUUGACGAGAUGAUCGCCAGCCGCGUGGCCAGAUACGCCAGGAGCCACGUGUUCCAGAUGCAACUGCCCGAGACCCUUUUCCAGAGCGCCAAGCUCACCUUCAACCCCAACACCUUCGACGUCGACUACUCCUUCCCCGCCCCCACCGCCCGCAUGAGCAGAGGAAUGGCUGAAGCCCGAGGAAUCCUGAAGAAGAAACUUCUGCUGCCCGUCCUGCUGCUGCUGAAGCUCAAGAUGAAGGCCCUGAUGCCCAUCCUGGUGUUGGUGUCGAGCAUCAAGGCCGUCAAGGCCCUGGUCAUCAGCAAGAUCGCCCUGUUGGUGGUCGCCGGCUUCGUCUUCCUGCAGCUGUGCAAGAAACUUGGCGGCGGCGCCGCCAUGAUGCCCGGCAUGAUGAUGCCCGCCGCCCCCGAGAUGACCCCCGCCCCCCCGUCCGCCGGCUACGGCGCUCCCCCCAUGCCCUACUCGGCCCCCUCCGCCCCCCAGAACUCGUACGGCCCCGCCGAGAACACCUGGGAACCUUCGGCCGCCGCCUCGUCCAACUCGUACAGCCGCGUCUACGACGCUCACCAACUCGCCUACAAGAGCUACUACAACCCCCAGGGCGACGCCACCGUCCAGCCCCAGCAGACCGCCUCCUCCUCUUCCUCCUCCGCACCUCAGCAGUAAUAUGAAAUUAAUUAUCCUUAAUUAGCGCUUCCUUUCGACCAAGUCAAUCAACGCUCAAAGACUUUUUCCUCCGACUGUACCUUUAAUUAUUACAAAACGCUGUACUUGCAUUUUUUUCUCCACUUUUGCUGUGCAGAAGUCUUACUUAAUUCUUGAUUUAAUUAAUUUAUUACCUAAUUUAUUUAUAUAUGUAUAAUGACGAUCAAAUGUAAGAGUUUAGACAAUAAAAUUUGAGAACUGACAAACUGAACAGAGAA
Neocloeon triangulifer is the source of this 1303-nucleotide messenger RNA. RefSeq lists its product as uncharacterized. The record is from RefSeq and is a predicted model, not a curated record. NCBI's taxonomy places the organism in Eukaryota, Metazoa, Arthropoda, Insecta, Ephemeroptera, Baetidae. The transcript has 3 exons. The coding region runs from base 51 to 1046 and encodes 331 amino acids.